Messenger RNA from Haliotis rufescens (red abalone), 3101 nucleotides. RefSeq names its product galactoside 2-alpha-L-fucosyltransferase SEC1-like. Lineage: Eukaryota; Metazoa; Mollusca; Gastropoda; Lepetellida; Haliotidae. Gene Ontology annotation, biological process: carbohydrate metabolic process. Gene Ontology annotation, molecular function: galactoside 2-alpha-L-fucosyltransferase activity. The transcript is spliced from 2 exons. The coding region runs from base 610 to 1686 and encodes 358 amino acids. The record is from RefSeq and is a predicted model, not a curated record. Gene Ontology annotation, cellular component: membrane.
UAUCAGUUUCCUUCACCACACACAUACACGUAUGUUCCAGUCACCCGCAGAAUUCUGUGGUAUCCCACGGUUACCGUCUAUCUAAACACAACUAGACCUCUACUUCAACGUGGACGAAUAUAACGUGGCCAUAUUGAAGAUGGGGUCAGGUUUUCACCUGCUACAAGACUUCUGCAGGUAAUGGGGAUGUUGUGGACGAAGCAGCUGAGAGUCAGGUGAGCUGAGAAAGAUGAGCUGUUGGAGAUAUCUAACGUGUUUUGGGGCGGAACCGCAAUUUAGGAGCUCGUUUCUCCCGAUCUCUGCACACGGACACUAUUCCUCUGCAAAACUCACAUCAGGCAUUAGCGGCAGUGUUUCAUGAUGUCUUACAGUGCGUGAGUGAGCAUGCUGAUAAAGAACAUGGAACAUGCAUGUUGACCUAAAACAUCAGGCACAGUUUCAAGUAUCACUGUUGUAGCAGGGGACAUAUAUACCUCAUGUGUACCACCGCCAGUUAUAGCAGGAAACUAAUGUUCAACCUGGUCCAGGUGGUAUGGUCCAGUACCCUCAUCGUCUAUACUAAUAUAUCAGGGCGCCACCUCAUCUAAAGUUUACAAAACAUCCUCAAUAAUGUCAGCCGUACGACGAAUGCAACAUCUCUUCCUGACUUUCAGCCUGGUGGUAUUGGCACUAGUUACAAUAUUCAUUGUGCAGAGCACGUUACAAAACGUACAAUUGACAAGAAGCGUUGACACUGAUGAUGCGACUGAAAUAGACAAUAUAACCAGAAAAGUCCAGUUGAAACAUCAUCUUAACACAAGCCACUUCACCACCUGUUCUCAUAACAUCGUUAUCUCUGAUGAGGCUAUCAAAGAAGUAUUUUCAAGAUGGCGGACGACCGAGCCCCGUGACAACAUAUUAAAAGUGGUGUCUGCAGGUCGUAUGGGAAACGGAAUGUUUGAGUACGCUUCGUUGCUGGGAAUCGCAUUCAGAACAGGAAAGCAUCCUCUAUUUACCAUAUCCUCCAAGAGCCCUCUCACUAGACUUUUUAAUAUAUCCUUCAUUGGUGAUGUCAAAAACACAACGUGGGCUUAUAGACGUGAACGCCUACUUUCAACGUAUGACUGUAAGCUUAAUCAACUACCGUAUGGGAAUGUAAAAAUAGGUAUGUUUCUGCAGUCCUGGAAGUAUUUCUAUUACAUGAAGUCGCAAAUUAUAAAAACGUUUACCUUCACUCAGAAAUAUUCCAAUCUCAGUGCUCAGUGUUUUGCGAAAUAUACGGGUCAGCAUAAAAACAGACCUGUGAUAGGGUUACACGUGCGUCGGACGGACAUGAUUAAGUUCAAGUUUAAAGGUUUUGAAGUAGCACCGUUGUCGUACAUACGAAAAGCCAUCAACUAUAUGAAGGCGAAGUUUCCUAAUCCUAUUUUUCUUAUUGCAACGGAUGACAAAGAGUGGUGCAGAGCAAAUCUAACUUCCUCUGAUAUUAUCCUGAUGGAAAACACCGAUCCUUAUUUGGACUUUGCAACGUUGACCUUGUGUGACCACAUGAUAAUGACAGUAGGGACUUUCGGAUGGUGGGCCGCCUUUUUAACGAAUGGGCACACUGUGUAUUUUAAAGACUAUCCCAGAAAGGGCUCACGUUUGGCUGCUGCAUUCACGAAGGAAGAUUUUUUCAUGCCAGACUGGGUUCCACUUGGGGCCUAAACUAAUUGUCGUAUUGCUGACCCAUGGUGUUCGACAUUGUGAGGCCAAUUCAACUCCUCGAGGUAUUUCAUGGAAAAAAGACCCCAUUAGUCAACAAUGCUAAUCGUAAACUAACUCUAAAUGGAUCGGUUGGUCACUCGACGACAUGGGACAAUGAUCAUUUAUUUAUAUCAAUCACUAGUUUUCAAUUAUUCCCCUGGCAUAUAAUGCUGGAAAGUCGACGCGGCGUCCAUUUCGUUUCCGAAGCGUACAUAUAUCCCAAAAAACGUUUAAUAUGUUUAAACAACUUGACAGAUAUAUCAAACAGAUCCUUUAGUGGUGCCUUUUGCUAUUUACGGAUUCGGGACAUUUUUAUUUUUAAUGAUUUCCAUUGCAACACGUUUGACUUUGACGCUGUUCAUAGUGGUGUGUACCUGCCAUAGAAGUACAAAGUUCCGAAUCCCAAUUCCAUGGUAUUGUCUUGAUGGAUCAUUAACUUAUCUUGUUCACUGACAGACAGAUUAGAUAGAAAUUAUCUCAUCAUGUUGGACUGAGAGUAAGUCAGAUGAUUUGUUCUUUCGAAUUUGUGGGGGCCGGGGGAUUGGUCAUCUUUUGAUGACUCGUGUUUACCAUUAUUAGCUGAGGGAGGGUGGCAGAUAUUGCUGGGUUAUUGCGUAGUGCGACGUUAAACAAGGACAAACAUCAAUUUCAUAUGAGUAGUGUGUGAAACAUGUGGAGCUCAGCAAAAUAGUGAGUGAGUGAGUGAGUUAGGUUUUACGCCGCUUUUAGCAAUAUUCCAGCAAUAUCACGGCGGGGGACACCAGAAAUGGGCUUCACACAUUGAACCCAUGUCGGGAAUCGAACCCGGGUCUUCAGCGUGACGAGCGAACGCUUUAACCACUAGGCUACCCGACCGCCCCCUCAGCAAAAUAGAUUGCAUUAAUUUUCUAAACUAUACAAAUAGUUCGACGUUCUCUAGGCUGCUCGACAUACCAUAUUAAGCUCGAUAUACCAUAUGCGGCUCGACACGUUAUAACUAGGUCGACACAUUACAGGGGAUUUGACGCAAGACGCAAGAGAUUUGUCGACAUACCACAGCUAUAGGUAACUGCACACUCUUUGAAGCACGACGUACUAUAGGUAUUCGUAUGCCGCUUUUUCCAUCAUGCUCAAAGCGUAUUAUUAUAUGUACCCCUGCCAAUGGAUCAGGGUGCACUCGAAUUUCUUUCUCAGCUCCCUGGGGAGUACACAACCCAUUUGCCUGUGAGGCGCUAGAAGGUUAACAGCCUCAUUGCCACAUAUCUCACCCUGCCGGGUACCCAUUCAAAGCUGGGUGAUAUAGCAUGAUAAAUCACGCACUCUGGUAUAUACAAUAUAUUCAAGUACAUAUAUUUCUUGCUACUUCUUUGAAUUUUUAAUAAAUUUACCAAAGGCCA